CCGUUGAGCUCUUGGUAUAUUAUACAACCUCCCGAUAGAGCUCAUCCAUUUGGCCUAUUCUCCAUCUUCCUAUCGAAAAGCCCUCUUGAGGGGGACAGAAGCAAACAUGCCUUUCACCGCAUUCAAGACGCCCGAUCCAUACAGAUAUCUUAACGGCUUCAAUUCUUAUCACGAGUAAACACACCCCUCGCCCAGAAACUGAAUUUGGGAGGCUAAGCUCAGCAGGACCGAAGCUAUACCCGGUGCCCUUCCCAUUGGACAAAAUUCUCCACAGAAACCCCCCUACGGGCUCUACGUAGAGAAACUCUCGGGUACGGCAUUCACGGCUCCGCGGGCAACUAACAGGCAAACAUGGCUGUACCGGAUCCUCCCCUCCGCUUCACAUACCCCUUUCGCUCCCGUCUCAACCACUUAUGCGAAUGGCCCGUCCCCCCCGACGUACGAGUUCCGCCAGAUCCCUAAUCAACUGCGAUGGGAUCCUUUUGACAUUGAGCAAUCGGCGGAUUUCGUUCAGGGGCUACAUCUGCUCGCUGGUGCCGGGAAUGCGUCCGUGAGAGAUGGCCUUGGGAUUUACGUUUUCACCGCCGGAAAGGAUAUGGAUAAGAGGAGUGCGUUUUAUAACGCGGAUGGCGACUGGUUGAUUGUGUUGCAGCAAGGGGAAAUGGAUGUCCAGACGGAGCUUGGGCGGUGAGUGGUGACGAAACCCGCGAGAUGCCAGAUUCUUACGUUGGUAGAUUAUAUAUCCGCCCAAAUGAAAUACUUAUUCUCCCUCGAGGUGUUCGUUCCCGGGUAUCCCUUCCCGCCGGACCUAUCCGGGGUUACAUUCUCGAGAUCUCUACAAACGGUCACUUUGAGCUGCCCGAGCUCGGUCCGAUCGGUAGCAGUGGUCUCGCUAACCCGCGAGAUUUUCAGGUUCCACUCGCAACCUUCAUUAGUACCCCGCCAGCGCCCCAAGCCCCUUACACCAUCACCUGCAAGUUCGAUGGGGGGCUUUUCACAGCAACCCAACCUCACACACCUUUCGACGUGGUAGCCUGGCAUGGAAACUACCAUCCGACGAAGUACGACCUGGGAAGGUUUAAUGCCAUCGGCUCGAUUUCUUACGAUCACCCGGAUCCUUCGAUUUUCACGGUGCUGACGGCGCAAUCCUCGACCCCCGGGACUGCAAUUGCCGACUUUGUCGUUUUCCCGCCUCGGUGGUUGGUUGCGGAAGACAGCUUCCGUCCUCCAUGGUUCCAUAGAAAUAAUAUGAGCGAGUUCAUGGGGCUGAUAUCCGGCGUUUACGAUGGUAAGACCUCCGGCGGAUUCAAGCCCGGUGGUGCAAGUCUUCAUAAUAUUAUGGCCGGCCAUGGCCCCGAUGCCGGGACUCAUGAGAAGGCUUCUAAGGCGCCGCUGAAGCCGACGAAGGUGGGAGAGGAUGGCAUGGCGUUUAUGUUUGAGAGCUGCUUCAUGGUCGGUGUGACGGUGUGGGGAUUGAGGUCUUGCAUGAAGAUCCAGGAGGAUUAUACCGUCGAGAGUUGGGCUGAGCUGAAAAGGAAUUUUUCGCCGCCAGAGGGGAAGUGGGGGGAAGAUGAGGGUGGGGAUAGACUUAUCGUUACGGCAUAGGUUGGAGGGGGUAAUGAGUAAUUCGCACUGGAGUCUCUUGCUUGUAGGGGUUAGGUAGUCUGGACUUUAAUGGGAUGCUAGUAGUUUAUCGGUCCUUACUCUUCACCCGAGUGUCAUGCUUGCAGAUUGACGCCUUCACAUGGUGCAUAGAUCCCAGCACACACACGACACAAAAGCUCAAUUGGAAAAAGCUAUUAUGGUGUGUUGCACCCGGGGUGUUGCAGGAGCGCUGGUACAGCCUGCGGUAAAAAAAAAUGGGAAAAUGUGGAAAUGAGACCAGAUGGAUUCCGGGGUUCUGAUUCGAGUAUUCGGUGGCUCGGGCCAAUUGAACAACCGUGUUUCGAACACGCUUUUUCCG
Molecule: messenger RNA, 1963 nt
Organism: Tuber aestivum (summer truffle)
Lineage: Eukaryota; Fungi; Ascomycota; Pezizomycetes; Pezizales; Tuberaceae
Source: the annotation of a GenBank genome assembly